Messenger RNA from Phaeodactylum tricornutum CCAP 1055/1, 3613 nucleotides. RefSeq names its product UDP-Glucose-Pyrophosphorylase/Phosphoglucomutase (gene UGP/PGM). Gene Ontology annotation, biological process: UDP-alpha-D-glucose metabolic process; carbohydrate metabolic process. The record is from RefSeq and is a predicted model, not a curated record. NCBI's taxonomy places the organism in Eukaryota, Bacillariophyta, Bacillariophyceae, Surirellales, Neidiaceae. Gene Ontology annotation, molecular function: UTP:glucose-1-phosphate uridylyltransferase activity; phosphoglucomutase activity; magnesium ion binding. Gene Ontology annotation, cellular component: cytosol. The transcript has 3 exons. Bases 75 to 3248 code for a protein of 1057 amino acids.
UUCGAAAGACGAACAACGAGCCUCCCGAAUAUCCUACGGUUGGUUGCUUAAUAACAUUGCUUUGACAACUCAAGAUGCCUUCUUUCGAUCCCAUUCGUGCAAAAAUGGAAGCCGGAGGCUGUGCUCCAUCGGCGAUUGCCGCCUUCGAGUCGACCUAUGGUAGUCUCGUCUCGGGUGAUUCCGGAAUGAUUUUGGAAGACUCUAUUGCGCCCGUCCCCCAGCUGGACAAGACCGCGGAGCUGGAUAUUGCACCCAACGCCACCCUUCUUGCCGAGACGGUAGUUCUCAAACUCAAUGGUGGACUCGGCACGGGUAUGGGUCUGGACAAGGCCAAGUCCCUGUUGCCAGUCAAGGGGGACGACACCUUUUUGGAUUUGACCGCCAAACAAGUCAUUCAAAUGCGUAAGGAAUACGGUUUGAACGUCAAGUUUAUGCUCAUGAAUUCGUUUUCUACUUCCGACGAUACCUUGAGCUUUUUGAGUUCCAAAUACCCUGAUCUUGCUUCCGAGGAAGGUUUAGAAAUGAUGCAAAAUAAGGUCCCCAAGUUGAACGCGGAGACUCUCGAGCCGGCAUCUUGUGAAUCCGAUCCGGAAAAUGAGUGGUGUCCGCCGGGACACGGUGACUUGUACGCGGCCUUGGUUGGCUCUGGUCGUCUUGAUGCCCUGCUCAAGGAAGGGUUCAAAUAUAUGUUUGUCUCCAAUUCGGACAACCUUGGUGCUAGCCUGGACCUUGAAAUUCUGACUUACUUUGCCGAGAAGAAUGUACCCUUCUUGAUGGAGUGCUGCGAACGUACAGAAAACGACAAAAAGGGAGGGCACUUGGCCGUCCGCAAAUCCGAUGGACAACUUAUUCUUCGGGAAUCUGCUAUGUGCGCUGAAGAGGAUGAAGAUGCAUUCAGUGAUAUCAGCAAGCACCGCUUUUUCAACACCAACAAUUUGUGGGUUCGUCUCGAUAAACUCAAGGAGAUCAUCGACCGCAAUGGCGGCUUUAUUCCUCUGCCCAUGAUCAAAAACAAAAAGACGGUCGACCCCAAGGACGACUCGUCGACCCCGGUACUGCAGUUGGAAACCGCUAUGGGUGCCGCUAUUGAAUGUUUCGAAGGCGCCAGCGCGGUGGUUGUUCCUCGCACACGCUUUGCGCCCGUCAAAAAGUGCAGCGAUCUGCUCUUGCUGCGCUCCGAUGCAUACUUGCUCGUGGACCACAAGCCGGUACUCAAUCCAGCCUGCAACGGGAGCGCGCCCGUGAUCAAUCUCGACAGCAAACUAUACAAGCUGGUCGGCGCCUUGGAAGAAGCAACCCAGGACGGCAUUCCGUCCCUCGUCAAGUGCGACAAAUUGACUAUCAAGGGUUUGGUCCGGAUGUCGAAAAAGACCAAGUUUGUGGGUGAUGUCAAGAUUGUCAACUCGAGCGCCGAAUCUAAGUUUGUGCCCACCGGUGAAGUAACAGGGGAACACGAUCUGACGUCUAAUGCUGGUCUUGGCAAGCUAAAGCCCACCUCUGUUUCAACAGCACCAAUUGCGGGACAAAAGCCUGGUACUUCAGGACUCCGGAAGAAGGUUGCCGAAUUCAAGAAGGAAAACUACCUUAACAAUUUUGUACAAGCUGCUUUUGACGCCAUCAAGGCCAGUGGUACGGACAUAUCGAAGGGGUCCUUGGUAAUUGGUGGUGAUGGUCGCUACUUCAACCCUGAAGCAAUCCAAAUACUUAUUCAGAUGGGUGUUGCUAACGGCGUCAGACGUUUCUGGAUUGGACAGGACGGCCUCUUGUCGACACCCGCCGUUUCUGCGAUCAUUCGGGAAGGCGGCCCGCGUUGGCAAAAGGCAUUUGGAGCCUUUAUUUUGACGGCUAGUCACAAUCCCGGUGGCCCAACGGAAGAUUUUGGUAUCAAGUACAACUGCGAACAUGGUGAGCCCGCUCCGGAGAGGAUGACGGAUGAAAUUUACGCCAACACAACGACGAUUAAGUCCUACAAGAUUUGUAAGGAAUUCCCCAACAUUGACAUUGGCGCUGCGGGCCACUCCAAGAUCAUGUCUGACGACGGCAGCGCCGAAGUCAAUAUUGAAGUAAUUGAUUCCACCGAAGCUCACGUCAAGUUGUUGAAAUCUAUUUUUGAUUUCUCGGCCAUCAGAGGGCUGUUGGAUCGCCCCGACUUUUCCAUGGUCUACGACGCCAUGCACGGUGUCAACGGGCCGUACGUAAAAAAAGUAUUCUGCGAUAUUCUGGGGCAGGACCUCUCCGUCACACUGAACUGUGUCCCCAAGGACGACUUCAACGGAGGCCAUGCCGACCCCAACCUCACGUACGCCAAAGAGCUUGUUGCCGUCAUGGGGCUUAAUCGCAAGGGCGAAAAGAUCGAUAUGGGCGGACGUCCUAUUCCCAGCUUUGGUGCGGCCGCCGACGGCGACGGAGACCGCAACAUGAUUCUGGGCACACAGUUUUUUGUCAGUCCGUCCGAUUCCUUGGCAGUCAUUGUUGCCAACGCCGACACCAUUCCAUUCUUCCGCACGCAAGGUGGACUCAAGGGCGUCGCGCGGUCCAUGCCAACGUCCGGCGCCGUCGAUCUCGUCGCCAAGGACCUGAACUACAGUUUGUUUGAAACACCUACGGGAUGGAAAUACUUCGGGAACCUGAUGGAUUCCAAAGAGCUUUUUGACGGUGCCGAAUACACUCCGUUUAUUUGUGGGGAAGAAUCGUUCGGCACAGGCUCCGAUCACAUUCGCGAAAAGGACGGACUUUGGGCCGUGCUGGCUUGGCUCAGCAUUUUGGCGCACGCCAAUACUAACAGCCUAAGUGACACACUGGUGACCGUGGAAGACAUUGUCAAGGCUCAUUGGGCAAAGUACGGACGCAACUACUACAGCCGCUGGGAUUUCGAGAACAUGAAUGCGACCAAGGCGAACGCCAUGAUGGACAAGAUGCGGGCGGAAACAGACGCGAACACGGGCAAGACGGUGGGCAAGUACUCGAUCGAAAAGUCCGACGACUUUGUGUACGUGGAUCCCGUGGACGGCUCGGUGGCCAAGAAGCAGGGGAUGCGGUUCCUAAUGACGGAUGGCUCGCGGAUUAUUUUCCGUUUGAGUGGCACGGCGGGCAGUGGCGCCACGGUCCGCAUGUACAUCGAACAGUACGAACCGACGAAGAUUGACAUGGUGGCUUCAGAGGCUUUGGCAGAUUUGAUUCGAGUCGCACUGGAUUUAUCUGACCUCAAGGGAUUCCUCGGAACUGAAGAACCAACCGUAAUUACGUAACUGAUGUUCGAGCUCUGGCAACACGUCCUGCUAGGUCUCAGUGUGGCUAACUAAACGAGCCAGCCAGAACAGUUUCCUCCGUCUGAUAUAUGAAUGAUGUGACUCGCUCAGGAAUCGAUUCGUAAUUGUCGAGUAGAGCAACUUAAUAGUGCAACAACGAUAGCCCUAGUGCAAAAUCCUCGUCUCGUUUCGAUGGGUUCAUGCAUCCUAAUGCAAGCUGAAUAUUUCGUUGUCUAUCCGAGUAAUACAAAGAGAAAAUUCGGUAUUUGGGAUGAGCAGGGGUGAAAUUUUCGCUAUUUGGGAAAAAUCACACUGUUUCUAAGUGUUUUUAUUUUCGCGGGAAAUACUUUCUAAGUAAUCUUUUU